UUCAAAAUAUCGAAGAGAAUUAUUUAAACUCCCAAUAUAAGCGUUCAACCAGGCAAGGUAUAGAUUCGCAUUAAGACUGCCUUUGUAACGGUUUAAUUGUAAACAAUAAACGUGAGAAUAUAAAUAAACACUUCUUUUGAUUUCCAUUUGUGCGCUCAUACAUAAUUAUUCCUCAUCGAUCGAAUACGAAUAAUCGAUAACAAAUAUUUAUUCGAAAGAAAUAUACAAAUGUUAGUGAGUUGACGCACCGCAAAACAAAGGUAACGUAAUGGAAGAGAUGCAUCCACAGCACUGGUCUUAUGAUUUACUCAAAGCGAUUGCAACAAGUGAUCCGCUAACUCCAGAUUUCAUCAGCGAAAUAAAAUCUAUGUUUGUAAAUGACAUAGGUUCACCACGUCGCCAUGAAUGUAUACGCACUAUAGGCGAUUUAAUAGACUGUCUUGAACGCCGCGAUGUCAUUUCGGAGACAAACGUUGAGCCUCUGCGGCUUUUAGGCAAUAAGCAACUCGACGAGGCGAUAGAAGCGUAUAUACCUCCACGUAAUGCCUCUGCGGAAGGUAUUAAUCACUAUCAUGACAUACAUAUCGCAAAUGAAAUGGCGCACAAACUUUCUAUGAACGGUCACAUCGCACCGACGAAGAACGCCAAUAUUUACUGUGAUAAUACUAGUCGAUCGACUUCUGUUGAAACAGCAGGCUCCACCAAUUCUACCGUCAGCAGUUCAAAUAGCAAUCAUUCGAACAAUUAUCCAUUUGCUUUAUCGGAGCAAAAGCGCACCGCUAUUUAUAGGAUGCUUUCACAACAUUUGGGCACCCAUUGGCGAACAUUCGGACGUGAAUUGGGAAUACGUGAAGGCAAAAUGGACGAAAUCGAAUUGCAAUCCCCGCGCGAACUUAGUGCACGAGUUUAUAAAGUGUUGCAAAUACUCGAAGAGGAUGAUUGUCACGAUCCUAAAAUGCAUUUACGUAUUAUAAAAGAGGCGUUGGAACGUGCACGUCGCAAAGAUCUUCGACGCAAGGUUGAUGAUAUUAUGUCGCAUUGAGACGAGUGAUAUUUAUAGUGCCAAUUAUAAGUUGUUGACGACAUUGAUAGCAAAUCAAAAAUCUGCUGUUGUGGAAGUUUAUUCAUUAAAAGGAAUAAGUUUUAAGAAUUUCGUUUGAAUGUACUAAAUGGCGUUAUAAUAGUCAGAGACGACGACAACAAUGUAAAUAUAAACUAUUGCGCUCUGAAAUGCGGUUGCAAAGCUAAAAUAUGGGACUUGUUCGAGGCACAUAAUAAAAGCGGCAGUAAUGCAGCACUUAGAAACGUUCGCAAGCCUCUUGCAAAUGCUAAACUGAUAGCAUGCAGAUGUUCGGCACAUACAUAUGUACAUAAUUUGGUGCAAUAUGUGAAAGUGGAUAAGUAAAUAAAAGUAGGGCAGUAUUGUGUCGAUUUAAAAGUUGUUGGAAUUUCACAUCGAGCGUGAAGCUUUCAAAAAUCUUCUAAACAGCGGUUGUGAUUGCAACUAGAACAAGCCCGUGUAUUUUCAGGGCAUUUAAUUAAAUUUUAAGUACUUUCCAAAUAUGUAUCAUAGACAUAAAGGCUUCUCCCACCGAAUGUGCCCUUUAAAUUUAAGUAUUGGCUCUACGCAUAAUACCAAUAA
This is a messenger RNA of Anastrepha obliqua, 1642 nucleotides long. RefSeq names its product fas-associated death domain protein (gene Fadd). The coding region runs from base 269 to 1042 and encodes 257 amino acids. The transcript is spliced from 2 exons. Gene Ontology annotation, molecular function: protein binding. Gene Ontology annotation, biological process: signal transduction. NCBI's taxonomy places the organism in Eukaryota, Metazoa, Arthropoda, Insecta, Diptera, Tephritidae. The record is from RefSeq and is a predicted model, not a curated record.